Messenger RNA from Olea europaea var. sylvestris, 1070 nucleotides. RefSeq names its product protein SYM1-like. NCBI's taxonomy places the organism in Eukaryota, Viridiplantae, Streptophyta, Magnoliopsida, Lamiales, Oleaceae. Gene Ontology annotation, cellular component: membrane; cytoplasm. The coding region runs from base 139 to 792 and encodes 217 amino acids. The transcript is spliced from 3 exons. The record is from RefSeq and is a predicted model, not a curated record.
AGAUACGAAUAUUCAUACUCUUGACGUUUCACAGUGAAUGCACCUUAAGAGCAGCCUCACAGCAAGAACAUUUUCUCAUCCCCUCCUUCCAAAUUGAUAAUCAUAAAAUUCAUCAUUUGAAAUAAGCAAUUAAAUUACAUGAUUAGGCUGUGGAAAUGGUAUCAGAGUUGCUUGGCAGUUCACCCUGUUAAAACUCAGGUAAUUAGCUCAGCCUUAAUAUGGGGAUUUGGCGAUAUUGCUGCCCAGGCGGUCACUCACACCACCGCCAAAAAGCGUCAUCUUCAAUCUCGUAAUGAAGAUAAAGAUUUUAAGAUCAAUUGGAGACGAGUUGCUACCACAAGUUUGUUUGGUCUUGGAUUUGUCGGACCAGUUGGCCACUUCUGGUAUGAAGGACUGGACCGUUUUAUUAAGUUGAGGCUACAGCUUCGGCCAAAUUCCUUUUCUUUUGUUGCUACAAAAGUAGCAGCUGAUGGUAUAAUCUUCGGGCCUUUAGAUUUACUUGUGUUUUUCACUUACAUGGGGUUUUCGACUGGGAAAAAUGCUGCUCAGGUUAAGGAAGAUGUGAAGAGAGAUUUACUCCCAGCCUUAAUUUUGGAGGGAGGCGUAUGGCCAAUCGUUCAGGUGGCGAAUUUCCGAUAUGUCCCAGUCAGGUAUCAGCUUCUUUAUGUGAACCUUUUCUGUUUAUUGGAUAGCUGCUUUCUUUCGUGGGUCGACCAACAAGAAAACGCCCCCUGGAAACAAUGGCUCAAUUCUUUUUUGAGUUUAAAAGAACAAGAAGGAAAAGGUGGAUAAUUUCUUCUGCAAUACUUUGUUGAUUUCUUGUUUGGAUUCAAUGGUCAUCAUUGGUAAAUACAUUUCGUAAAAAGAUGAAUCAUUUACAGUUUGAAUUGAAUUUCCCAUCUGUUUAUGGCUUCAAAUUUAAAGAAAGAUGACACUGAAUGUUCUUUAAUCUGUACUAAACUUCCAAACAAGAGCCCAGCCAUGAAAUGGCCUUCAUGACUCAUGAGUAUCAGAAAAUGUAAUAGAAUUGAUUUCAGUUGCCUUUUUAUUCAUUUACAGAUUCUUUUCCA